GGCUGACAUGCGUCACAUCACAGGAGCACUUACCCCAGCGACUCGAUAAUACGCUUCCGUGAGUUAUAGUCAACCGCCACCAGGGCGGAUACGAAGCGUGGCCUGGUUGUUGGCUUGGUCGCUUGGUACCUUUGGCACUUUGGAGGGCUGCCGUCUGCGGUUCUUUCCCGCUGCUGCUAUCAUGUCUGAGGACAAGCCCAUGGAUGAGGGCACGGUGUAUGGUGGCUGCGAGGGGCCAGAUGCCAUGUACGUCAAGCUCAUCUCAUCUGAUGGCCAUGAGUUCAUCAUCAAGCGCAUGCAUGCCCUCACCUCGGGAACCAUCAAGGCUAUGCUGUCAGGUCCAGGCCAGUUUGCAGAGAACGAGACCAAUGAGGUUAACUUUCGAGAGAUACCGUCUCAUGUGCUACAGAAGGUGUGCCAGUACUUCACAUACAAGGUGCGCUACACAAACAGCUCCACCGAGAUCCCAGAGUUCCCCAUUGCCCCAGAGAUUGCCCUUGAGCUGCUCAUGGCAGCAAACUUCCUCGACUGCUGACGCCACACUCACAAACAUGUGCUCUUGUUCUUCCACACAACCUGAGCCUCCCCUCUCCACUUAUUUUAUUAUAUUUGUCCCCCUCAAAUAAAGUUUUUCCUGCUGUGUUA
Dermacentor albipictus is the source of this 645-nucleotide messenger RNA. RefSeq names its product elongin C (gene EloC). Lineage: Eukaryota; Metazoa; Arthropoda; Arachnida; Ixodida; Ixodidae. The record is from RefSeq and is a predicted model, not a curated record. Gene Ontology annotation, cellular component: elongin complex. Gene Ontology annotation, biological process: ubiquitin-dependent protein catabolic process. Gene Ontology annotation, molecular function: protein-macromolecule adaptor activity.